Messenger RNA from Verruconis gallopava, 3746 nucleotides. RefSeq lists its product as uncharacterized. The coding region runs from base 151 to 1044 and encodes 297 amino acids. The transcript has 2 exons. The record is from RefSeq and is a predicted model, not a curated record. Lineage: Eukaryota; Fungi; Ascomycota; Dothideomycetes; Venturiales; Sympoventuriaceae.
AUCACAGCAUCACCACAGGACACCCAAACAUCACGGUAAGAGCUGUAAUUAUCAGCCAACGCCCUGGUAAGAUAUGCUUGGUAGCAACCCAAGUGGGUUAUAGGGCCUCGUAUCGUUACACAUUGUGCAUAACAACCCGACGGAAAAGCGAUGCAGGCGGAAGCGACAAGGGAACUGUCCAAUGGCAGUGCCGUGAAUAUGGCGCCGGAGCAGCGGUUCGAGCAAGCCUCAGCCGAUGGGGCUUCAAUCACUGAACCGAGCGGUGAGGACCGACAAUCGUAUAAAUCUCCAUCUUCUGGUUCUCGAUCCAAGAGCAAGCACACAGAACACGGCAUACUGAAGAAGAGUGUUUCCUUCCACGCGGAUACACCGGCCUGCAACGAAUCAGAGACCAUGCAUCCAGCGACUUCGAUGUCAAGGAAUGCGGAAGAGACAGCAGAUGAGACGACGAGCAUUCUGGCCUCGGAGCGUGGUGGGCCGAGAGAUUACGCAACGACGAACCAGACGGCAGCUGGGAGGAGCUCGGCUGUAGACGGACUCCCGAACACGACGAAGAAGAGACGUCAGAGUGCACCGAAUGCUGCGUCCCCGUCAGGAGAGACCGCAGAGCCGAGGUGGAAGAAGAUGCUUGAGAAGUACGGCAGCGUAGAGUUGGAGAACAAAGGGAGCGUUGCUCGAGAUCAUCUGGCGCUGGAGCGCACUUUCCUCGCCUGGCUUCGCACCUCGCUGUCGUUUGCCAGCAUCGGCGUCGCGAUCACGCAGCUGUUUCGCCUCAACACCAGCAUAAGCGGCAACACGAGCAGCGGCGCCACUCAGCAUCUAAGGGAGGUUGGGAAACCCCUUGGGGCCACUUUUAUAGGCAUAAGCACUGUCAUUCUGUUCAUUGGGUUUCACCGGUACUUCGAGGGUCAGCACUACGUGAUACGGGGCAAGUUCCCGGCGAGUAGAGGCAGCAUCGCCCUCGUCGCCAUCAUUUCUGGAGCGCUCAUCAUCACAAGCUUAGUCGUCAUCCUUGCAAUCGGUAGGGGCGAGUUUGAGUCAUGACGAGAGCACACAUUUGCCAUGACACAAAGAUAGUGGAAUGGGAAAAGUGAGGGGUACAUUUAAAGAAAGGGAAACCGUGAGCUUGCUAAAUGCAGGGUCAAAAGAUCUCUAUCUUAGGUCGAUGACAGCGCGGCCUUCAAAUUUGCCGGCGUGCAUGUCGUCGAAUAUCUGGGUCAGCUCGUCCAUCUUCCUGAGCUGAUAAUGCGUCUUCACACGACCGGCCGCGACAAUGUCCAGACUUUCCUUAGCUUCGAGCCGGUUGCCUGUCUUGAUCGCCAUGAUGGACUGCUCCAUCAUUAACAUGGAUCCCACGACCGCGCCGGCAAUGGGCUUAAGAUCACCCUCGGGAACGCCCAAGCAGAUCACCUUUCCGCGGAAACCUAGCCAACCAACGGCUUGAUCGUACGCGGACUGGUGGCUGACGCACAUGAGCACGAUGCGCGCACCACCGCCUGUCACUUCGUGCACCUGCGUGGCGAGCCCCGCCGCGUCGAACUUGCUAAAAUCAAGGAAAGCCUCUGCACCGAGCGACUUGCAAAACUGCUCCUUUGAGCCACUGUCGAUGGCGAGCACGCGCGCACCCAUCGCUUUCGCGUACUGGAUUCCCAAGUGGCCUAACCCACCGCCUGCGCCGCUAAUGAGCACCCAGUCGUUGUACUUCACACCCGCCCUCUUCAGUGCCGUGUACAUGGUAAUGCCAGCACACAUUAGCGGUGCCGCCGCAGCGAGAUCCGUGAUCUCUGGUGGAAUGGGUGUCACGUACUUGGCCCAGGAAAUACAGUAUUGCUGGAAAGUGCCAGGAGUGUAGAAGCCCGAGACGCGCACGGAGGGGCACGAGGUUUCGCCGCCUUCGAGGCAGAUGCUGCAGUUGAGGCAUGCGUCGGCCGCAUACUUAAUACCUACCACCGUCCCUACUGGCGGGGAUGUGACACCCGGGCCGAGAGCGACAAUUUUGCCGACGCCUAGCGAGUCACAUCAGAUUUUUGAUCACUUUCUCAAAGUAUGUCGCUCUUGAAGAAGCAAUUACCUUCAUGUCCGCCAAUCUGGCCUGCAAGCAGAACCGCAAAUUAGCCUCUUUAACAACGAACGGCCGUCAAAAAGCGUACCUUGAGGUGUUGGUAUAGGGUUGCCUUUGAACGCGUUUGUGCAGAAGCCGUAGUCGGUAUGGCAGACGCCUGAGUAUUCGCUGCCUCAGUGUCAGCCCUGCCAGCAUGGAUUCUCAGAGAGCCUAUCCAGCUCAAUAAACGACAUAGCGCAGGAGGGAGCACCGACAGCCUUACAAGGACCUCGCCAGGUCCGGGAGCUGUCACGGGCAGCUCAACGACCUGUGUCUUGGUGGUUCCGGGCUCAGCAUAGAUGAUGGCCUUGUUCUUCAAGGUGGAGUAGUCCAGCGCCAUAUUUGGGGCUCCUUCGGCUCACUGAAGGCUUUCGUGUCUCUCUUAGCUCUUCCUUCUAUUUUCUGCACAGAAGGAUUGGUCGUGCCUCAGCAGCGGGACUUGCUAGCGUCUCUGUUGAAGAGAGGCACGGACGGCGGCGGAGGGGCUCGCUCGCGACCAGACAAUGUCAGAAACAAUCCACAGCGAAGCAGUUUGGUGACCGUCGAAAGGAAGGUGGGGGGAGGGGGAACAAGCCAAAAUUGAACCGUUGGUUGGGAUUGAGAUGCCGGGGGAAAAGGGAAAACGACCACGAGCAGUUGCACUUGUGUGUGAGGACAAGAGAGUUUGCAAAGCGGCUCCGAUGGCACGCCAACGCUUUAUACGUACAACCGCCUGGCCGGAUCGCGGUCCAUACACGAAGUCUUCGAGUCGAGUCGAGUGCUUCCUGGGUCACUUCGAGUCGUCCCGUCCGGGCAGGAACGACAUGCGGGGUUUAAGCGCGCCGAUUCGCUGCGCGGGGGCGGAUGCGGCAUCCGCACGAGCCAAGGGGGCCCGGCGUCAAGGGUCCAGUACAACAGACUCGGGCAGGACUGCCUCGUUCUUAGGGAACUUCACACUGCACCUCGUGCUAGCAACAGACACGUUUUCACGGAAAAAAGGUAGCACAAACACGCUCUGUCUGUGCAAGAUCAGGACAUGGCCAACGAUGAAACGCCCGUAGAUGGUUCGCUCAACGCCUUGUAGAUAUGCUGUACGUACAUCCGAUCGAGAGAAAGAGGCUGGCAGCGCAGCUCGAUUCUGCCGGCCUUCAUUCAUGCUCCCAAAACAUAACUGAUAGCGCUCGAAUCGCAUUACGCACUGAUGCUAUGACUGCCAUGUGCUUCAACCAAUAUGUGCACCCCCUCCGUCAGACCUAUUCUUGUAUGCGCACCUCGCGUCAUCUUCCGACUGUCAUGGCUGGAUAGAAAUCUCCCAUUCGAGACCGGCCCCACCCCCGCGGUAAUACCACAAUCGGGUCCACGUUGUCUGAGACAAUUUCACAUGGGCGGCAACCAGGAGGGGCAUCCGUUCUUCUGAGCGGCUUGAGAAUAGGGCGAAAAGACUCAAAUGCUGGUACAUUUCGUGAAUGCUCCGUCCUUCCUUCUGCCUGCCACGUCUUCCUCCCAUUACACUACGUUGCCUGUCGUGUCAAGAAAAGAAAAACAAGAUCGAAAGCCUCCUUUUCAUAGUUGUCCCUGUAUAUAAAUGCAAUUCAGAGCAGAUGAAGAAGAGAAAAGAACGAAUACAAUGCCGUAAGAGAGUGGUUAAGCAGGAAUGAGAGGGGGG